Molecule: messenger RNA, 897 nt
Organism: Penicillium paradoxum
Lineage: Eukaryota; Fungi; Ascomycota; Eurotiomycetes; Eurotiales; Aspergillaceae
Exons: 1
Coding region: 1-897 (298 amino acids)
Source: RefSeq, a predicted model, not a curated record
AUGUCCCAGCAGAAGCCAAACAGAACGCUCCUCAACCGGAUAACUGGGGGCGCGCUGGAUCGCGAGGAGCAAGGAUACCCGCCGAUGGCAGCACACGCCGCAACAGCAGCUCAAGGUGUCGAGAAUGGCGUAUAUGGACAUGACCUGCGGCCGGCUGGUCCCAAGCGAGUAGAAACUACACGAAUGGAGUCUCUCAUCCCAAUCAACGACAAACUGCUCGUAUUCCGGGCCUUGACCGGUAUCGAUAGUGUCCCUGCCCUCACAGAGGCAGGACAUCUUCUCCGCAGCGCUCCCAACAUCGGCAUCUACACCCGUGUUAUUAAGAGCGAAGCCAAGGCGCAGCGAGCAUACAAAAUCUUCAAUUUCUUGAUCAAUAUAUGUCUUGGCGUGCAGGUGGUGGUCGCCGCCGCAGUUACUGCUGUCGGCGCAGCCAGCGGUCCACACUCUGCCAUCACAGCGUUCGGUGCAAUCAAUACAAUAAUGGCCGGUGUCCUGGCCUACCUCCGUGGUUCGGGGCUCCCAGACUGCCUGAAGACAUGCCAGAACAAAUGGAAGAACAUCCGCGAGUACAUUGAGCAGCGGGAACGCGAGUUCUGUCUUGUGAGCUGCGAUCUCGAUGUAGAAGAAGAGGUGUUCAUGGUGGAAAGCAUGUACCGGAGGGUCAAAUCGGAAAUGGAGUCGAAAGGCAACGAAGGAAACACAAACCAGCCUGAUGAUAUGCGCAAUCGUCGUUCGGUAUUUCCUCCCUCGCAUGAUGGGGGGUACAAAGGACCUGCCGGGGAUGCGCGUGCCGAUACAAUGCCGCAUUCUCAGCCACUGAGUGCAAGGCAACAUGCUGAGCAACCGCUCAGUCCUAUGACCGUUCCUGAGUCUGCACUCGAAAUGGAGAAACGGUAA